GCGGAAUUCGGGCCCGCCAAACCCGGCGCGGGGUGGCCGGGCGGGCGGCACGUGAGAGACGCCGCGGUGAGAGCGUGCUAGAGGGUGACGCUGUGCGUGUAAGAGGGACCGCGAGCGUGAGGGUGGCUCCAGGAGUGUGGGGAACCCUGAGUGUAAGACUGAGCAUGUCAGAUUGUGUCUGUGUGAGUGUGUGUGUGUGAGCGACCCCCCUGAGUCUGAGGGUGACUGUGAGUGUGCAAGAAAGACCCUGAGUGAGAAGAUGACGCCGAGAGUGUGUGAGAUGAUGUUGACAGUACGGGAGAGACUUUGGUGUGAAGGAGACUCGGUGUGCGUGAGGCACACCCCCCCCCCCAGACUAGCGGGAGGCUGUGUGUGUGAAACCCAGAGCCUGGGGGUGAUUCUCUGAGCGUGUGAGGGUGGUUCCAGGAGUGUGCGAGAGACUGAGAGGGAGACUCUGGCGACAGAGGCCCCGAGUGUGACGCUGUGUAAGAGACUGAGAGGUGCUCCAGGGUGAGCGUGACGGGAAGAAAGCGAGCCUGUGCUGUGAGAAAGUCUGCAAGAGAGAAAGACGGCGUGCAAGACUCUGAGGAUGUCCUGCAGGAUCAGAGCUUGGGAUGCUGCGAGAUUGUCUAGGGCGGGGGCUUGCAGGGCUAGGGAACCGCGUGCUGCUGCCAUGAAGGCUCCUCCUCCCGUCUCAUGUCCUGUCAUCUUGUUUGAUCAUCUCACGUUGUAAAUGGAAAGAGAUAUUUGUAAAACAUUCUGAGAAUUCUUCACUAAGCGCUAGGCAAACAGUGUGGGUACCACGUUGUGUAAUGGUCGGUAUAAAUAGGAAUCAAUAUUUAACAGACUUGAGCACCUCUUGUGUGCACUGGGCUGUGGGGCUUGGUGACACGGUUCAAAAGAAUUCAGUCUCUGCCCUUGAUGGGGGAAAAAAAGCACUGCCAGCGAAUCUAGCAUCGUGUUAGCAGAAUGCUCAGCCAUCUGGUGCUUCUCUGAGAGCUGCUCCCUGAUUUGAAGAUCUGGGGGCAGCAGACUUUUGAAAGUCUGAGUGCUUCCUGAGCUCAUUUUCGUCUCUCUUCGCUUGCUGUGAAGCCCUUAGGAGGAAGCUGCCCAGGCUGCCUACUUUGCUAAGGUGCCGUUGUGCGCUCACGGCUUUUGCUUCCCAACUUUGGUCUCAGACUGUCAUUUGAGUUCUUAUAUUUGAUUUCCCUCUCCUGACAAGUAUGUGGAAAACCACAAACCCAGUUUUUCCCUGUCUUUCUUCUUCUCUCUCUGGCUGCGGACAUAUUUUUAUUGCAGACCAGAAGUAAAUACCAGUUAUGUGACUUAUCUCCUUGGCACUUCUUGGUACAGGAAAUUUCCUGACCUCUGUCUUGUGCGCUUCCUGCUGUAGCCUCCAGGAUGUGGAUACGUUUCUACAAAAGUGACGCAAACAGUGCUCACAGGACCUGGGACUCCGGGAGCAGCAGCAGUCUAGAUAUGCAUGAUUUGAGAUGACCGAGCUACUUCUCUGACACAUGUGUGGGCUGGUGGCUUCAGUUACACUCCACUGUGAGUGUGAUGGAACUUCUCAGUUGAGAAUGCUGUCCCUGCCAGGCAUAUAAAACAUAAAUUUUACAAAGGGAGAUAUCCAGCUGCUUAUUAGGCUCGUUUUUUGAUAAGCUGCCUCUUACUCUUUGUUGCAGAGGUUAAGUGGCCAAGACAGACAGGUGGAAUUAGGCCUUGAUGUGGAGGCUUCAUUUUCUUCUCACAUCCUGACCCUUCAUAAUGAGGCAGCUUAUGGAAGUGUGAUGUUUGUUCAUUUCCUCACAGGUCACAGGAAACACAAGUGUGAAGGAGACAUUUGCCAUGGAAGCCAGGGAGCUGGAGAGCCCCACGCCAACCUACCAUCUCAUUCCUGAGGCCAGCCAGCCCAGAGAGAAAGAUGUCAGCAUGCAACCUCAACAGACCAUGGAAACUAUGCAGCUAAAAAAGGAGAUCUCUCUGUUGAAUGGGGUCAGCCUGGUGGUGGGCAACAUGAUUGGCUCAGGAAUCUUUGUCUCACCCAAAGGCGUGCUGGUAUACACUGCCUCCUAUGGGUUGUCACUAGUCAUAUGGGCCAUUGGUGGGCUUUUCUCAGUUGUUGGUGCCCUUUGCUAUGCGGAGCUGGGGACUACCAUCACCAAGUCUGGGGCCAGCUAUGCUUAUAUUCUAGAAGCUUUUGGGGGCUUCAUUGCCUUCAUCCGCCUUUGGGCCUCCUUGCUAAUUGUUGAGCCCACCAGUCAGGCCAUCAUUGCCAUCACCUUCGCCAACUACAUCAUCCAGCCCUCGUUCCCCACCUGUGAUCCCCCGUACCUGGCCUGCCGUCUCCUCGCUGCUGCUUGCAUAUGUCUGCUGACAUUUGUCAACUGUGCCUAUGUCAAGUGGGGCACACGUGUGCAGGACACGUUCACUUAUGCCAAGGUCUUAGCGCUCAUUGCCAUCAUUGUCAUGGGCCUCGUUAAACUGUGCCAGGGACACUCUGAGCACUUUCAGGAUGCCUUUGAGGGUUCCUCCUGGGACAUGGGAGACCUCUCUCUCGCCCUCUACUCUGCCCUCUUCUCUUACUCAGGUUGGGACACCCUUAAUUUUGUAACAGAAGAAAUCAAAAACCCAGAAAGAAAUUUGCCCCUGGCCAUUGGGAUUUCUAUGCCAAUUGUGACGCUCAUCUACAUCCUGACCAAUGUGGCCUAUUACACAGUGCUGAGCAUUUCAGAUGUUCUUGACAGUGAUGCUGUGGCUGUGACAUUUGCUGACCAGACAUUUGGCAUGUUCAGCUGGACCAUUCCUAUUGCCGUUGCCCUGUCCUGCUUUGGGGGCCUCAAUGCGUCUAUCUUUGCUUCAUCAAGGUUGUUCUUCGUGGGCUCCCGUGAGGGCCACCUCCCAGAUGUACUGUCCAUGAUCCACAUUGAGCGUUUUACACCCAUCCCUGCUUUAUUGUUCAAUUGUACCAUGACACUCAUCUACCUCACUGUGGAAGAUGUUUUCCUGCUCAUCAACUACUUCAGCUUUAGCUACUGGUUCUUCGUGGGCCUGUCUGUUGCUGGACAGCUCUAUCUUCGCUGGAAGGAGCCUGAGCGGCUCAGGCCUCUCAAGCUGAGCCUGUUUUUUCCCAUCGUGUUCUGCACAUGCUCUGUGUUUCUGGUGAUUGUGCCUCUAUUCAGUGACACCAUCAAUUCCCUCAUUGGCAUCGGGAUUGCCCUCUCCGGGGUUCCUGUCUAUUUCGUGGGUGUUUAUCUGCCAGAGUCCCAGAGGCCACUCCUUAUUCGGAAUGUCCUGGCUGCUAUCACCAAAGUCACCCAGCAGCUUUGCUUUUGUGUCCUGACCGAGCUUGAUGUAGCUGAAGAGAAAAAGGUUGAAAGGAAAACUGACUAGAGGCUAGAGGUGAUGUCCCUUGAGGCCUGGAAGACCAGCCACAGCCACCAAAGUCCAGAUGACAAGACUGUACAGGCCCAACUCUCUUGUUCUAAAGGAUCCUGUGGGCCACAUUAUGUAAGGGGGCUCAGGGCCAAUGGCCUGCUUUGGUGGUCACUCUCAUUGGGAGCAGACUCAGGGUCUGAGGCCAGCCUGAAGGUGGGAACUGUAUAGAAAGUGGUGGUGGGAGGGCUUGGGGUCAGGGGAAUAGUUGUUUAGUUUUGUUUCUGGUGAGUAGGUACAGCUUACCAAACACUUGGCAAGUUGCACUGGGGAAAAGGAAGUGCUAGGUUAAUAGCUGUGGCUGGUGGUUCUGAAUUUGAUAUUUGAGGUUUGAAUCAGAAGUCUCUACAAAAGGGGCUGCUUUAUGGCAAGUUUUCCUCUGACCAGGUCCAAGCAUCUGACUGUAGAGGCCUAAAAUGCUAUCAUUUCUUCCUGUGACUCAAAAUCUUUCCCUGGAAAGACGGCUGUAUUCCAUUAUUUAUUGAUAUUAUUUAAUCCAGAACCCCAGUUCUAGCAAAGCAUUGGUGUUCAUUCAUCUACCGAAUGCCACAGGCUGAUUGUGUUUAAAAAUUCAAAGUUACUCCAAACUGAGUCCCUCUGCCCUUAGAGGUGUCUCUGUGUGGUGGUGGAUCAGACUCAGACCACAGAUUUUUUGGUUUUAGCACAUUCUUCUGUUGAGUCUUAGCUGCAAAGGUGAACUUUAAAGAUUUUUUUAAACUCAUGUAUCAAUUACACGUUAGUCAA
This is a messenger RNA of Panthera uncia (snow leopard), 4179 nucleotides long. It is a transcript of the gene SLC7A6, whose product is annotated as solute carrier family 7 member 6. The record is from RefSeq and is a predicted model, not a curated record. Gene Ontology annotation, biological process: amino acid transmembrane transport. NCBI's taxonomy places the organism in Eukaryota, Metazoa, Chordata, Mammalia, Carnivora, Felidae. The transcript has 10 exons. Gene Ontology annotation, molecular function: L-amino acid transmembrane transporter activity. Gene Ontology annotation, cellular component: membrane. Bases 1849 to 3393 code for a protein of 514 amino acids.